Symbiodinium necroappetens is the source of this 635-nucleotide messenger RNA. Lineage: Eukaryota; Dinophyceae; Suessiales; Symbiodiniaceae. The record is from the annotation of a GenBank genome assembly.
GUUUGGAGCACUUCAAGGACAUCGGCGUCCCAGCCACACUGCAAGACCCCAUUGCGCGGGCGGCGAUUGCAGAUGGCACCUGCCGCUUAGUGGUGCCACCGGGAUCUGGUCCCUUUCCCCUGGACGGCUACGAUUUCUGGCACCACAACCCGGAAAGAGUGAAUUCCGUCCUAAAGGCCUUGGCUGAGUUGCCCUCCAGCUCCCAGCCCUCGAAGUUCGUGAGGGCGGCAAAGAAGCAGCUCCCGAAUGCCUGCUUCUUCGGUCUCCGAGCAGAGACCAGCAAGCUCGAGCUCUAUGAGCCGUCUGCCUUGGCCAAGACGCUUUCCAACUGGCACCGGGUGCUUUGCGACCCGAAUUGCGACGACCCCGCAGAGGAGCCUCAGCAGCAAGCCCUCACCACCGGCUUCAUUUGCAUGGCGGUUUGCGACACGGCGAAGAUGAAGCUGACCUCUGCCGCUAUGGGCAGCUUCUCACAAAGUGUAGCAGCGGCUCAAUCAACAGCGACAAGCAUGUGUGCUGCCAUGCCAUGGACCAUCACAAGAGGGCCACUAACGCCACUGGAUGGCCUGAAAUCCUACGACGCGAUUGCUGCAGCGACUACGCCAUGGCGAAAGGUAUGUGGCUGCACCGCAUGA